Cucurbita moschata (crookneck pumpkin) is the source of this 1209-nucleotide messenger RNA. Its product is annotated as protein UNUSUAL FLORAL ORGANS-like. The record is from RefSeq and is a predicted model, not a curated record. Lineage: Eukaryota; Viridiplantae; Streptophyta; Magnoliopsida; Cucurbitales; Cucurbitaceae. Gene Ontology annotation, molecular function: protein binding. The transcript has a single exon. Bases 1 to 1209 code for a protein of 402 amino acids.
AUGGAUUCAAGAAUUUGGAGCAAACUACCGGAGAGGCUGCUGGAUCGCGUCGUGGCGUUCCUCCCUCCACCGGCGUUCUUCCGAGCUCGUUGUGUCUGUAAAAGAUGGUACGGCCUUCUCUUCUCCGCCACCUUCCUUGAAUUGUAUCUCCAACUUCCGCCGCACCGCCGCCAUUGGUUCCUUUUCUUCAAGCUCAAGGCAAAUAAGACCCAAAUUUACAGAAAUUGUGGUGGCCACUCCCGCCCCAUCUACGAAGGCUACCUCUUCGAUCCAUACGACGUGGCGUGGCACCGCCUCUCCUUCGCUUUAAUCCCGCCGGGAUUCUCACCGGUGGCCGCCUCCGGCGGCCUAAUCUGCUGGGCACCGGACGGCGGAGGUCCCAAAACCCUAAUCCUCUCAAACCCAAUUCUAGGGACACUCUCCCAACUUCCCCCAACGACAAGACCACGCCUUUUUCCGUCGAUCGGCCUCGCCGUAACGCCAUUCUCCGUCGACAUAACCAUCGCCGGCGAUGACUUAAUUUCCCCCUACGCCGUGAAAAACCUCACCGCCGAAACGUUCCAUAUUGACGGCGGCGGGUUCUACUCCAUAUGGGCCACGUCAUCCACACUCCCCCGGCUAUGCAGCUUGGAGUCCAGCAGAAUGGUCCACGUGGACGGAAGAUUCUACUGCAUGAACUACAGCCCAUUCAGCAUCCUAGCGUACGACAUGUCGGAGAACAAAUGGUGGAAGAUCCAAGCGCCGAUGCGUCGGUUCCUACGGUCUCCAAAUUUGUUGGAGAGCAGAGGAAAGUUGGUGUUAAUGGCGGCGGUGGAGAAGAGCAAGCUGAAUGUUCCAAAGAGCUUAAGGGUAUGGGCCCUACAAGGGUGUGGGAUGACGUGGAUAGAAAUGGAGAGAAUGCCACAUCAGCUCUACGUGGAGUUUGAGGGGAUUGAGAAAGGGAGUGGAUUUGAUUGCGUGGCACAUGGGGAAUUCGUGGUGAUUAUGAUAAAAGGGUGUUGGGAUAAGGCUGCGCUUUUGUAUGACGUGUGCAAGAGGACGUGGCAGUGGAUUCCACCGUGUCCCUAUAUUGUUGGAAGUAAUGAUGAUGACGGGGAAGACCAAGUGGUGUUGCAUGGGUUUGCUUAUGAUCCGAGGUUGGCCACGCCGGUGACUGGACUCAUUCAUCAGCUCUCUUCUCUUCCAUUUCACAAUUUCAAUGCUAAUUAA